Messenger RNA from Seriola aureovittata, 2877 nucleotides. RefSeq names its product rabphilin 3A homolog (mouse), a (gene rph3aa). Bases 123 to 1925 code for a protein of 600 amino acids. Gene Ontology annotation, biological process: intracellular protein transport. Lineage: Eukaryota; Metazoa; Chordata; Actinopteri; Carangiformes; Carangidae. Gene Ontology annotation, molecular function: small GTPase binding. Gene Ontology annotation, cellular component: membrane. The record is from RefSeq and is a predicted model, not a curated record. The transcript is spliced from 16 exons.
UGAGGAGGAGAGGACCGGAGAGGAUGCUGGAUGCUGAGUCGGAGCCGCUGGUUGAAACAGUGAAGCAGCUCUGAGAGAGAAAGACCGACAGCUCGUCUGUGUGAACGCUCAGGUCCGGGUGGAUGAUGAACAGGUCUGGCGGCCCCCUGGGGGAGGAGCUCACGGAUGAGGAGAAGGAGAUCAUCAACAGCGUCCUGGCUCGUGCGGCCAUGAUGGAGGCCACAGAGCAGGAGAGGAUCGGGCGUCUUUCCAGUCGUCUGGACAACAUCAAGAAGACGGCGUGUGGUGACGGACAGUCGCACUGCCUGCUGUGUGGGGCGUCAUUCGGACCGCAGGGGGUCACAGCUGUCCUCUGUGUGCAGUGUAAAAAGCACAUGUGCAGCAAAUGUGGCAUCAGGAGCAACAGCAGGUCGUGCCCCGCGUGGCUGUGCAGAAUCUGCAGUGAACACCAAGAGAUACACAAGCGUUCAGGAGCUUGGUUCUUCAAGGGGCGGGACCAGCAGGGUCUCCCCGCCCCCCUCCCUCUGUCCACACCUCGACAGUCCAGCACUGAGAGCAGCUCUGCUCCGGCGGCCAGCGGUGGACCGCAGGAACCCGCAACACGUCCUCCGGGACACGAGCUCGGCACAGAGCCACAGCAGCAGCGGUCCCGUGGAUCAGAACAAUGGGAGCAGACGGCAAGAACAACAGCUGACAGCUAUAAUGAGAGUCAGUCCCGUCCAGCAGCUGUAAUGAAGACAGAGGGACAUGUGUUGGCCUCCAAACCACCCCGGGCGAACGCACAGCAGGCAGCCCCCACCUCAGCUGCACAGCUUUCAGACAGGCAAGAGACGGCGGCCGCUCCAGCUGUGGAGGACAAGAGACAACCAGUUGUCUCCAGCUCCGUCUCGUCUCAUGUUCCUGCGACCAGAGCUGCUCCACCUGUCCACCCCCCCGCCGACAAUCCCACUCCCCCGAGACCAGCUCCGGGUCGAACACAGGACGAGGACAAUGACUACGACUCAGACGAUGCCACGACUCUGGGAUGUCUGGAGUUCAGUCUCCUCUACCAACAGGAGAACCACGCCCUGCACUGUUGUAUCAUUAAAGCUAAGGGUUUGAAGCCGAUGGACUCAAACGGACUCGCUGACCCGUACGUGAAGCUGCACCUGUUACCUGGAGCCAGUAAGUCCAACAAGCUUCGCACCAAGACGCUUAAAACCACUCUGAACCCCGUGUGGAACGAGACGCUCGUCUACCACGGCAUCACCGACGACGAAAUGUCGCGCAAAACUCUCCGGCUUUCAGUGAGCGACGAGGACAAGUUCGGACACAACGAAUUCAUCGGGGAGACGCGAGUCGCUCUGAAGAAACUGACGUUCAACCAGAAGAAGAACUUCAACGUUUGUCUGGAGAGAGUGAUCCCGGUGAAGAAGGCCGUCGGAGGCUCGGCCCGCGGCAUGGCUCUCUAUGAGGACGAUGUGAAUGAGGGUGAGGAUUCAGAGGAGAGAGGUCGUAUCCUGGUGUCGCUGAUGUACAACACUCAGCAGGGUCGUCUCAUAGUGGGCGUGGUCCGCUGUGCUCACCUGGCCGCCAUGGACUCCAACGGAUACUCUGACCCCUUCGUCAAAGUAAGUCUGAAGCCAGAUAUGGGGAAAAAAGCCAAAAACAAGACCCAGAUAAAAAAGAAGACUCUCAAUCCAGAGUUUAAUGAGGAAUUCAGCUACGACAUCAAACACGCUGAACUCGCCAAGAAAACCCUGAACAUCUCAGUCUGGGACUACGACAUGGGAAAGUCUAAUGAUUUCAUUGGAGGAUGUCAGUUAGGCAUCCAGGCUAAAGGAGAGUGUUUGAAGCACUGGUACGAAUGCCUCAAGAACAAAGACAAGAAGAUCGAGUGCUGGCAUGUUCUGCUAAAUGACAACUCUGUUCACUUCGAGGAUUAAAACAUCUUCCUCCUCUCCUGUGGAUUUUUCUUUCUCUCUUCUUCCUGCCUGUAGAAUAUUGUCUUCCUGUGAGCACAGGGAGACAGAUAUUAUCCUCUUGCUUUUCAUGUAGGUUUUCCCAAAGUAAAAAUGUGCAAGCUACAUUUCCAGCUGUUUUCAGGUGACCAACAUGGAUGUCGACCCUGGGGCUCUUUGUAAUAAGGAGUGACCACUGAGUAAAACCAGGACGCUGCCAUGUUGCCAUUUUCACUGGUAUCAUAUCAUAAACUGUAUCAUGUGAUAAUUAAACCUUACCUGACAGGCGGUAAUGAUUGAACAGUGAUUUAUCAUAUUUUAUGGAGAAGAUAAAACUUGUUAUCAUUGUCUUUAAGGCAGUAUGUUGUGAUGACGUGUGCCUCCAGGGAAAUCCCAGUUUUCUGUCCGACCUCUCUUAUCCUCAUGUUGAUCUGUGUCAUACGAGAUCAUCAUACUGUGAUAUCAGCUGAUCUAUGUGACCACGUUGUCCAAGUGCUUGCAUCACCAAAACAUGCAUUUUCCCACUUGUGUCGUUACGCAGACGUUACCGUGCGUAUGUUCAAUAUUAAAACAGGUUUGCUGAAACCGAUGUGAACAGAACUCUCCCCGUUUGAUUUGCAUUUGUUGGUCUCGCUCUCACGACUGUCACAACACUGUGCCACCUCCUCCUGUGCAUGUGUGAGCUUUCUGUCUUUCUGCUGGAGAAAUGCUUCUGCAUGACCUCUGAUUAUGACGAACGAAUUCAGUCAUGCAACGUAAACGCUGUUCCAGGAAACCACACGUACAUUUGAUGGAUAUAUUCUAAUUGCAGGUUAAUUAAAUCGAUCUGCGCUCAUGUUUUCAGCUACAUUCUUCUCUCUGUGUUCACGUUGAUGCAUGUCUGAACUCAUAGUGUAGCGAACAUGUGGCUAAUAAAUAAAGACAUCAUUGCACUUCC